AUGUCUUUCUACACUUCAGUACCUGUAUGCGACUUGAUGGGUACUACAAUACUGCACCAACUUCUGCUAUUGUUCCUGUCAGAUUGCUUCGACAAGGUUUUUUUUUUAUAUACAUGGCUAAUAUCUACUGCUGAUACAGGUGGUGAUACAGUUAAAUGUCGAUGGGCUAGUGCGACCGCCACAGUACCAAAUGGUGUAGUCGCUGAUAAAUGUGUUGGAAUUUGUAAUACUUUUCCUAGAGCAACGCUUAUCACAGAUAAUUGCACGAUGUCAUACACAGCAUCAGCCGUUGGCUUUUGGGCUGUUAGUUUGAUGAUGGAAGACUAUGAAUUUACUUGGAAAAAAAACUUCUUGUCGGCCACAUUUUUACAAUUUCUGGUUCAAGUCUACACAUCGAGUAGUACUUGCAUCGUUGGACCAGCAUACACAGGAAAUCAUCCAGUUGGUGCUUGUGUUGGUUGUACAGGUGUAACACUUUUAGAUGUGCUCACAGCUUCACCUCCUGGUAUGACUCGUGACGUAAUCACUCAAUUAACCACCAAUGCAUUAGUCUAUUCAAUAACAAUGACAUGGAUACCACCAGCAUAUGUUUGGAGUGAGUAUUUUUUUCUUAGCCGAAAUAAAUAA
Molecule: messenger RNA, 627 nt
Organism: Rotaria socialis
Lineage: Eukaryota; Metazoa; Rotifera; Eurotatoria; Philodinida; Philodinidae
Source: the annotation of a GenBank genome assembly